Molecule: messenger RNA, 2703 nt
Organism: Acanthopagrus latus (yellowfin seabream)
Lineage: Eukaryota; Metazoa; Chordata; Actinopteri; Spariformes; Sparidae
Gene: smim14
Product: small integral membrane protein 14
Exons: 5
Coding region: 178-495 (105 amino acids)
Cellular component (GO): endoplasmic reticulum
Source: RefSeq, a predicted model, not a curated record
UAACUGGUUGGUUGGCUCACGUGCAUCAAACAAAACACAGACGGUCGGUUGACAUGUCUGCAGACUGAAGGCUUCAGCGGUGAAGAGCAGCAGUGGCGGUGAAAGCCCAGGCCCUUUAAAGACGACUAACACUUUAUUAUCGUGUACAAAUCUCAAGUAGACACUGUCUGGUGAGACAUGGCAGAGGGAGGCUUUGACCCUUGUGAGUGCAUCUGCAACCAUGAGUAUGCCAUGAGGCGCCUCAUCAACCUGCUCAGGCAAUCUCAGUCCUACUGCACAGACACAGACUGCCCUCAGGAAUUGCCAGGCCCCAGCGGUUCAGUUGGUGGAGGAGGUGACCUGACGCUCCCCAUGGUUGUUAUGGGGUGGGUGGUGCUGGCUCUGGUCCUGUUCUUGUUGCGGCCAUCCAGUCUCAGGGGUCCUCGUCCCACAGGAAAAUCUCCCGGACCCCACAAUAGCGAUAGAAGAGAACCUCCAGCACCACCUAUUGACUAGCAGUGGAGCCAGAGAACCAGAACUCACCCACCUGCUCUGACUUGAGCUGCACAGUUAGUUAGUUACUGUGACCUGGACAACACCAUCUCCCUGUCAACUUUCAUCCAGAUUUCUUUUACUUUUUUUUUUUACUUUUUUUUCUUUUCUCCUAUUCUAAUGCUAUUAUGUUUUGGGGUGGAUCUGUCAAUGAUUCCUGUUACCGGAGCCCAGCUGAUGCUGGAUUGAUUAAGGGCCAAUACAUAUAAGAUAUUUUAUAGUCACAGACACACAACAUAAACUGUUAUGGCAAGAACCUUUCUUUUUUGACAAAGAAAAGAUUGAGGCAGGAUAAUUUUUUCUUAUGACAUUUGUCAAGUUGAAUUAGUAGAAAUAAGUACUGGAAAUGUUUUUUCCCCCCAAUAAUAAUAAUAAUAAUAAUAAUAAUAAUAAUAAUAAUAAUAAUAAUAAUAAUAAUCUAUCUUUAAACAGUCUGGUAAUACUGGUCGACAAUAUCAGCAUGUUGAUGCAUUAGCUGGGCUCUGUGUCUUUAAUGAGAUGGUCUGUUAUUGUUGUGAGUCCGUAUUUGAUGCCAGCUCUGGUGCUGACUGAGCUGCAGGAUCUCCAACAGGAACUUAAAAUGAAGGAAUGCAUCACAUGGGUGGGGUAGACGGGAGGGGUCGCUGAGAGUUCCCUUUGAGGCAGUUAAAUCUCUUAUUUUAGUGCUUGCUGAGUCAUGAAGGGUGGCGGGUUCUUCAGACUCUCUGAAACAUUCCACUCUUUCCACUUCACCACUCUGAUCAGUGCCAGUAAUGACAUCAUGUCACGUAAUGUUUUAAUAGCAUAUUAAAAGCCAGCAGAGUGAUCGCAUUUAAUGAAUUUACAUGGUUCAGUUUAAAUUCUAAAUUAGGAUCUAGUGCACAAUAACAUGGCGUUUUGGUUUAAAUGCAGUACAUGUAUCUUCUGUCUUUACAUCCAGGCCUUGGUUAGAUUACAUACUCACCCCAGCCAGCAAAUAGUCCAGUCUUCUUAUAUAAACAAUAUGUCUGUCCCUUUACGUAAUGGCAGGAUUGUUUAAGUGAUUAUGUUGGAAGUGACAGAUCUUAAAGAGUGUGUUUUUAAAUGUUUAAAGAUUUGACAGUUAAAUGCCAAAUGAACUGUGUAAGUGUGGUCUUUGUAAACAAUAUACUCAGCAUAAGCAAAUGAAGUUUUAAUCAUUCAAAUGAUUCCUUGUACUCAAUUUAAUUGUUUUGUGGUUAAAAGACAUAAAUGAUAAUUGUAUAUUGACUUAUUAGUAGCCGAGAACGAUAUUUUAUUAGCACUUUUGUUGUGGUAUGUCAGUUCCUUUUUAUGAAGGCUUGUUGUACUGAUUCAGCUGGCCUUGUGAAGACGAGGGCCUCUUCUUUUCUUACUGACAAUCACAGCAGUCUGAUUUUUAAAAGGAGACUUGAAGUUUCUACUUCAUAUCUUCUGUAUGAUAAAAUUUCAAACCAAUGAAAAGAGCCAGAAAAGGUCCAAUUCAAAACAGUGCCAAUGUAAGUUUAUAGUUCUGAUAUCAGUGCUCAUUUAGAGAACAAGUUCUUGUGAAGGAACAGCAAUAUAUGAAGUUAUUUUUCUUUUACAUUUUGUAAUGGGAAGAGGGCGAAUGGAUGAUCUUGACAAUUUCUCAUGACUCGUUUACACUAAAGGGUUCUUUUCUCACAGGAUUUGUUGAUUAUUAGAUUGCAGUACAUGAUAGUGGGUUCCAUAUUUUUCUUGUCACUGACUGUAUACUUGUCAGGCUAUUAAAGUGAACUGUGGUACCUGUGAUAUCAGAAGUGAAAUGGCUCAGAAGUCAAAUUAAAGGAUCCUUCUUGAAUUCAUUAUGUAAGAAUUGUGUAAGAACCUGUAUAUGAUGUGUAACAACUGUGGGCUGAGUUCAUCCCAGCAGUCAUCUGUAGCUGGCUCAUUUCCAUAUCAACGAAUGUCCUCUCAGAUUUCUGAUAACUACAUCUUUCGAGACUUGCUUGAGAGAUAGGGAGGGGGGAGAUAUAACGGAGGAUAAAGUCAAGAAAAGCAAAUGUGGUUAUGUAUAAGUUACAGGGAAGCCUAGAUUGUUGAGAUUGAGAAGCAGACUGUCUGGUACCACAGGAGACCUUGAUUUACACUGUUACUGUCUAAGAGAAAAAGGGCUUCAACUAUGCACUUUUCCUAUAACAAAACAAAAAAAUAAAAAUGAUUCAGUCUAACUGC